AUGGAGAAUAACAAUGUUGAUGAGCAAGAGAUGGAAAGUGAUGCUGAUGAGAUGAACAGUACUGUUGAUGAGCAUGAAGACCCUAUGAUUUCUUCUUUUCUUGAAAUUGUUGUUGGGCAAUCGGUCCAUACCGCUAGACAAUAUUUACAAGCAGCACACUGGGAUCGUGAAGACGCAAUUAGGCUGUUUUUUAGUCAUCAAGAAGGGAGUUAUCCAGAAGUUUUGUAUGAGAAUGAUAACAAUGGAGAAGCGAACAUUAGUGCCGAGAUGGAACACCCUGAUGUCCUUGCAGUAGAUAACUUUGAAGAUGAUGGUAAUGGUCUUUCUCUUGAAUUGAUGUAUCAUGGGCCUUUCCAUGAGGCAAAACAAGACAGGUGGUUGAUUGUAAAUGUGCAGUCAAAAGACGUAUACAACUCUUAUGCGCUAAAGAUGUAUACAUGGGCACAUAAAGCUGUCUUUGAGACUAUUAGCGCCAAUUUCAUCUUUUGGCAAGUUUAUGAUAAUACCAUUGAAGGUCAAAAGGUGUGUAACUAUUAUAAGUUGACAUCUUUUCCGGCAGUUCUUGUUUUGGACCCAAUCAUAGGUCAAAAAGUGAAAUCAUGGAGCGGAAUGAUUAAAGCUGUGCAGUUGUUGGAGGAUUUAGCACCUUACAUGGAUGCCGGUCCUAAACAUCAACACGUUCAAUUUUGUCGUAAGCGUCAAACCAAAACUUCUCAGCGAACUAUUGUUCCUCAGACUACCGAAGAAGAAAAUGAGGAGCUAUUCCAAGCAAUUCUAGCUUCAAUGGAGAACAUGACGGCUACCAUUGCUCCAGCUUGUAGUGACACUGACGAACAAGUAACUUCCUCAAGCAACAAGCUUACAUAUCCUGAUCUCCCUGAAGAGCCAAAGGUGGACAAAACACUUCUCUGCAGAAUUGGAGUUCGUCUACCUGAUGGGCGUAGACUUCAGUGGAAUUUCCUUCUGACAGAUCCAGUCCAGUUGUUAUGGUCACUCUGUAACUCCCAGCUUGAUGAAGCAGAGUCGCGGCCUUUUCAUUUGACUCGAGCCAUUCCAGGUGCAUCAAAGACUCUUGACUACGAAAGCAAGCAAAAAUUCGAGGAGUCUGGAUUAGCAAACUCAAUGAUCUCAGUUACUUGGGAUUGA
Papaver somniferum (opium poppy) is the source of this 1146-nucleotide messenger RNA. RefSeq names its product plant UBX domain-containing protein 7-like. The coding region runs from base 1 to 1146 and encodes 381 amino acids. Gene Ontology annotation, biological process: proteasome-mediated ubiquitin-dependent protein catabolic process. Gene Ontology annotation, cellular component: nucleus. Lineage: Eukaryota; Viridiplantae; Streptophyta; Magnoliopsida; Ranunculales; Papaveraceae. Gene Ontology annotation, molecular function: ubiquitin binding. The transcript has a single exon. The record is from RefSeq and is a predicted model, not a curated record.